Molecule: messenger RNA, 1884 nt
Organism: Pseudophryne corroboree (corroboree frog)
Lineage: Eukaryota; Metazoa; Chordata; Amphibia; Anura; Myobatrachidae
Gene: CFDP1
Product: craniofacial development protein 1
Exons: 7
Coding region: 2-1018 (338 amino acids)
Cellular component (GO): Swr1 complex
Source: RefSeq, a predicted model, not a curated record
CAUGCGCAGUGCGAUUCGCUGGCUCCGGCGCUUGCGCAGUGUGCUGGUUACACAGAGCCGGCCAGCGGCGGCGGCGCAGUUACCGGGUGUGCGGGAGUACCUCCAUCGCUCGGCCAUGUCUGACUGCGACUCAGAGGAUUACUCUUCCUCCGAGGAUGAGGAUUAUGUUCCCUCAGGUGGAGAAUACAGUGAAGAUGACGUGAAUGAGUUGGUGAAGGAAGAUGAUGAACCAGAGGACGGAGAAGGAAAAGUGUCGCGGAAAACAGAAAAGAAGAAUAAUAAUUCUAUUUUAUCAAGGAAACGGAAGAGAGGCGUGCUGGUUCUAAAUUCUGAAGACUGCGCUGGUAAAAGUGUGGACGCAGCUGACAUCUCUGAUGAAGACCAUGCAAGGGAGUUUGAUGAGGAAAAGAAACAGAAACUGGAGGAGGCUCGGAAGAAGAGAGAAGAUUCCCUCUGGUCUAGUUUUCUUUCUGAUGUCGGCCAAAAAGCAAAAAUCCAGACUCCAGCACCAAGCACCCAGAACAGCCAGACGCAGUCGGAGAAACCCGAGGAUUCCAAUGUGUCUUCAGAACAAGAUGCAGAGACCGCGCCGGCGUCCAAGAAAGUGACCAUUACUAAAGUGUUUGAUUUCGCUGGUGAAGAAGUCCAGGUGACUAGAGAAGUGGAUUCCUCGUCCAGGGAAGCCAAGGCGUUUAUCAAACAGCAGAAAGAUCAGCUGGAUCCGAAUCCCAUUCCUCCUAAAACCAGUAUAGCAGCUAGCUCAGGUGUGAAGAGACCGGGGGGCGUCGGCAGCAUUCUGGGAAAAUUGGGCUCCAAGAAGCAGAAGAUGAGCACACUGGAGAAGUCCAAGCUGGAUUGGGAAUCUUUCAAAGAUCAAGAGGGGAUUGGAGAAGAGUUGGCCAUCCACAACCGGGGCAAACAUGGGUACAUCGAGAGGAAAGCCUUCUUGGAAAGAGUAGAUUACCGACAAUUUGAACUGGAACGGGAAAUCAGACUUAAAAAUAUGAAGCCGGCGUAGAUUUUACAGACUUUUGGAGAUAUGGAAAUGCUACCGGUGGCUUUUCUGUGUUCCGGAUGUCGGAGCGCCAGCAGCAGGCUACAGAACGGGGGCUGAGGUCACUUCCUGGCAACGUGGGGUUUGGAAAAUGUAUAUAUUUGGACUGUAAUCGGAACGUUUUGUCUUCUACGCUCUGCAGGAGUUUAUUUUUACUGAUGUUGAAAUGUUUUUGGGUGUUUUAAAUAAUAUAAAAAAUAUAAAAAAUCAGAAUUAGUGCCGUUCUGUCACUGAAUGGUUUAAAAGACUAUGAAAUAACAGGCGUAUCUUUGUCAGUGACCAGUUCAGGUAAUUUUAUAGCAUGUGGAGUGUUAGGGAAUUGGUUGGAAAAGUGAAUUUGUUACUCCCAGCAAAAAACCCAAAACACAUUAGAUUUACAUCUGAAUUGGUGCAUACAUUGCUUGUCGUAAACUGCAUACGUGUCUACACUACAGAGCAAAGGCAGCAGCUGAUUGGCUGGUACUUCAUCUCUCUCUUUAGUACAUCUCCCCCCCAUACUUUAUUUAUUUUAUUUUUUGUAGGCACAGCUAAAAAACAUUCUUUAUUACUGAAACAUUCCAAAACUGCAGUAUACAGGUGUCAUCAUUAUGAAAUCAUAUACUGUGUUUAUUAAAGCAUUAGUGCAAUACGAAAACCUGACCCACGUUGCAGUAAAGCUGCAGAGUAAUCCGUUAUCAAUCAGGAAUAAUGAAGUAGAUUAAUAAUAAAUUAACAUGACAUAUAAAAGAAACAGACAAAUCUAAGGUGAACAUUAUAGUGACUUCCUUGUUUCACCCUUGUGCUUUUGUAACAAAACGGAUGUUAUGUGAUUAAAAAAAAGUUUACAAAUA